Molecule: messenger RNA, 5659 nt
Organism: Lytechinus pictus (painted urchin)
Lineage: Eukaryota; Metazoa; Echinodermata; Echinoidea; Temnopleuroida; Toxopneustidae
Exons: 2
Coding region: 418-2247 (609 amino acids)
Source: RefSeq, a predicted model, not a curated record
CUUUUCUUGCUUCGUAUGACCAUCCCCAGAAUCAAUCGAUCGCUAUUGUCUGGCUCUAUUCUCGGGCGGUCAUCUUCGAUCCAAAUUCUACCCCCACGAGCUUCUCCGAACAAAAGCCCCCUUUCAAACGGACAACGGGCAUGCCGCAAAGUGUUCAAGAAGUAAACAGAAAUUUCACUUCAAGAAACAACAUGAUGUCGCAUGCAGGAACAUUCAUUUGGAGAGAUCUGAACGAUGACAUUGCUCUACGUGCAUGGAAUGCUCAGUUUUGGCGCCAAUGAGAGUUGAAACAAGAAGGAACUAAAUGACAAAACACUACCAUUUGGAUAUCACAUCGUCUGCUAGCUCUUGGAUGGAUAAAGGUGUCGCACUUCAAAGACAGAAAUCACCUGAUUUGCACAACCAAGCAAGUGCGUCAUGAGAAAGAUGAGACGAGGUAUGAUGACGAAGCGCCAAUGGCUUUUCAUCUUGGUCAUCGUCAACGGCGUCUUCCUCUACCUGAACUUCAAGGUCCUCACUAUCGACGAUAUCAGACAAUUCUCAGAGGAGCUUAGUUCGAACCUAAGAAAGAUUCGGCUUCUGGAACACACAUACGCCGAACAGUGGUCCUCCAUAGCUAAUGACAAGGUCGUAGAAGAAAGAGGAGGAGAAGGGAAAGAGUUCGUCUGGGAGAAAGUUGAGAAUCUCCAUCUAGCGUUGCCUGCGUAUGAGAAGAUGAGACACACCUUAUCUCGACUUCAAGAUUUCCAGUUUCUGUUCUCCAAGAGGGUAAACCAGAUACGGAUCUCUCAAGAGAUGUUGACUUACAAGUCGGUCCUGUGGAGAGGUGACGUUGAGCGGCUGCAGGAUAUCUUCGUGGAUGUUCUUCAGACAAACCGUAGCAUCAAGGUUGGAUUGAUAGGUGGCUCACUGUCAGCCUCGGGCCAGACCAUAUGCCCUGAAAGGGCUUGUCUUUUCAUUGAUCACGUCAGGAAAUGGCUUGAGAAGGUCCUGCAGACGGACGUCACGUUACACAAUGCUGCGAUCUCCUUCGCAAAUAGUGAUUACUUUGCUUGGUGUACGGAACCACACCUGGAUGUGGAUGACAUGGAUAUUGUCAUAUGGGAGUUGGCGACGGAUGACUAUGUCAUGCGAGCUCACAAUGACAAACUUCGUUACGACCAUGCCGCCCAACCACAAGAACUUCUCACACGCCAUCUGAAGGAGCUGCCUACGAAGCCAUUCUUGAUGUACGUCAAUUUUAUGUCACCUGAGAACAUCCGCAAUCGGGAUUGCGUCAACUCGGAGUAUUACGCGGGAAGACAUCUCAGCAGACACUACAACGUCACAUCGGUAAGCUGGUGUGCAGCUGUCUGUUCGAGUCUCUGGCAACUUGGGUUUACACCAGAUGAACUCAUUCACUCAGGAGAUUUACUUAGUGAGAGGGCCCACGAACAGGCUGGAUUGUUUGUCAUCAACUUAAUGAAAAGUAUCCUAAAAUCUGUGACUUUUCAUCACAUGAAUCUGACCAGAACAAAUGGAUUAUACCUUCAGAAAUUGGUGGAACUGCAUGACGUGUUUAUGGCCAACUCUAAAGAAGUUCACAAGCGUGAGACACACCAACUGCAGCAGCCUGAUUUUAAUGCGAUUUGGAACAGAAAUACAAAAAGAGACGUAUUAAAUAGCUCUGGUGAUAUUACAAGCAAAACAGACUUAUCAAAACCUACCAAAUCUGUUCCAAAACCAGUGAAGAAUGUCAUGCACAUAAACACAUCGGGUAGGCAUUUUAUGAGACCUGAACGGCGUCUUAAUCAAAGAUCUCGAUUUCCUGCAAAGUGGAUCCACAACUCGCAGUGUUGGCCGCUCUCCAAACCCCAGUUCAUCCCUGACCGCACAUUGGCUCUUUCAAGAAACGACGGGUGGGAUGAAGGUAUCUCCGAUAAGGAAAACUGGUAUACCAGCAGUAGCUCCCAGAAGAUCAUAGAGUUCUCUUUCGAGAUGGCGCCACCUCUGCCAAACCGAACGUGUAUUCUUGCAUUGGCAGUGAUGGCUUGUGACUAUUGCGGUCAGGCCCUUGCUUGGUUGGACAACCACUUUGAUGAUGCUGUCCUGGUUGGAGGAAAAUACGGAGGCCAUGCUUUUCGGGUCAUCGAGGUCAUGACAGACGUCCCUACCGGAAGACAUACGUUCAAUCUAAAGAGUUUGGAAGACAUGCCUUUCAAACUCUCUGCAGUCAUGGUCGGUCAUAAAGACAAUGCAAAGUUUUAGCGAGCAAAAUUAAUUGUUUUAUUCAUCUAUCACAAGACUUUGAGGUGCAAUUUCAAGAAAUCUUGUCGACUUUGUCUGCGAGCUAGUGACCAUAGUCGUCCGUCCUUUUCGAUACGAUGAAUAUGUAAUUUAUUAUAAUCUGUUACAAAUUCGAUCUUUUUUUUUAUCUUACACCUCAAGAGUACAUCUCCUAUUGAGUAGAAUGACUUGAAUUGGUUAAGUAUCCUUUUAAAAGUACAUUCCAUUGGAAAUAAAUCCAUUUGAAUAAUCAUCUAGAUCAUUCGGUAUCAAAUAAGAUGAUAAUGAUUGAGUCUUUCAACGUACCCGUAAACAUCUAGUCCUCAGUUAUCUCUAUCAAGAUCAUCUAUCCCAUCUGAAAUGCCUUUGCGAAACAAAUUCCAAAACGAGAACAUAAAAACCAAAGGAAAAAAAAUCCCAGGGGCUGAUCAGGGAUACGAUCAUCCAGCCAUCUCAGAUCGAUGACAAGGAUUUCAAAGCUUCAAAACUGUCGGGAUCGUUAAGUGCUUUUGUCCCCUCGAAUUUUGACAGAAGUUGUCAGAAAAUGUUUUUGUCGGAAAUCCCUCAGCACAGGGGUGACCUAUGGCCAGAUGUAGAUUGGAACGGGGAGAGAGGACGACGAAGAUUAGCAUUUGGUGAACUACCAGUGCACAUUCAUAAAUACAUGGGAUUUUACCGUACGAGUGUUAUGUACUUUCAUGUAUCAUAUUUUUCAUUUCGUUAUCAUGAUCAUUUUCAUUUGCUGAAUAGCGCAAUGACAUAUACCAAUGGUAUCAUACAAAGGUGGUACCAAUACUCACAAUCGUCUUUAUAAUACAAAUAACAAGUAGGGGGCAACGGUUUCAACAUGAGUUCAUAAAGAAUUCAAUUAACUGAUUACUGAUGAAGUGUUUUUUUUGUAUGAAUAAAAAAAAUGUGCCAAAGAAUUUUGAAAGAAACGCUGAAAUGUCUUACAUGGAAGUUGAAGUGGUUAACCGGCUUCUGAUGACGUGGCAUUAUGGAACAUUAAUUGAUAUAAUAAUCAAAUAAUUAUACACCACCCAAAGAAGGUCGCAAAGACAGCUGCAUCGAAGCUUUGACAAUACCAAAUACAUUUGGGAUACCGGUAGGACUAGUAUUUUAUAUUUAGACAUGGUUUUUGUGAACCGGAAAAGCAUAAAUCUCAAUUUGCAACUUUCAAGGAUAUGUAUUCUUCCACGGUUUGCUUCUAUCUACACAGGUCAAUGGACACCUGACUGCAAAAAAAGGUAACGGUUGUGCGCCAGAAUCGCGCCAUGGCUAAAGCUACGGGUAAUAAUGACAUUUUUUCAUAAUGCAUUCUGCAGGGCGGAGACAAGCGCUUUAUUAAACAAUUUGGAUUUUCUUUCCAUUCUCCUGAAUUAUUUCACUACUAUUGAUAUUAUGAUGAUGAUAAUUAUUGAUAUCAAUUAUCAUGAUUAAUUUUGUUAUCAUUAUUUCAUAAUUACAAUUAUUGUUAUUUGGCCCGUACUAUCAUCCUUAUCAUCAUUCCUAUUAUCAUGACAAAAAUUAUGAUAUAAAUAAAACAGCAACGUUAUAUUCAACCUUUAGCGGCAUAGGGUACCGUUUCAAGAAACCUUUUUCGGUACACACUGACUUCAAUCCCAUUGAACCAUUCGUAUACUACGAUUAAAACGAAUUCAACUUAUAUGGAAAUGGCCGAGUGUGUACUUUUCCCAUGCAUAGAGAUUAGUAUAUAUCUCUAUGACUUUUCCUCCGAGUUCCUUGAAACGACACCCACAUCGUAACAUCAUCACCGCAAUAGUACAGUGUUGUUUAUUGGAAAAUUGUUUAUCAUAGCAAAGCCUCAAAAUGGAGUAUGGAACGCUACACGGCCCUUGAACUUACUGAUCGGUAAAUCGUAUGGGGAUAAAAUGUCCAUGCACACAUAAUCCCGUACGGUAAAGCUAAGCUGGAUAGCAUUUAAUGAAGUUAGUAAAGAUAAUCAGAUAAUACAAUCAUUCUUAUUGAAAUAUAUCCAUGGUAUAAGCUGAUUAUUUUGUACUUUUGCAAUUUCAAUGCAAGCUAUGAAUAGAUGAAUUACGAAUCGCAUUCAAUAGAGGAAGAUGACAUAAAAAAAAAUUAAAGUUAGUGUUAAUCAAUCGUUUCAUAUACUGAAAUGGUAUAACAUUCAAAUACAUAAAUACAAGGAAACGUGUGUGUUUUUCAUACACAAACUAACAAAACAAUUAUCGUUAUUUUAAUAUUAGUAAUAUUUUUUCCCCAUGUUAAUACCUUGUUUGGUUAUAUUCAUUAUUAUUACACACUAAAAACGAAGAGCUACGAAGAGCUAAUUUAGCUCUUAAAGAGCGUGUAUAGUGACUGCACUUCGGAGUGCUGAUUUUUCUCGUUCAAAUUCGAACUAGACAAAUCAGAUGUCCGAAGUGCAGUCACUAUACACGCUAUUUAAGAGCUAAAUUAGCUCUUCGUUUUGUUAGAGUGUAUUAUUAUCACUGUUAUUAUUAUUAUUAUCAUUAUCAUUAUCAUCAUCAUCAUUAGUAUUGUUACCAUGAUCGCCAUCAUUUAUUAUACUUGAAUUUGUCCAAUAUAUCAAGGCAAUGUUUCUUACUAUGCACGCAGCAUGGUGGAACCGGUCAAUAGUUUUAUCUAAUUCACCGGUGCAAAAUGACAUCAACAUUAGAUAUGAAACUGGUAGGAUCAUUCAUAGAGAGCGUUCUUUUAGGAGACCACGAAUGACUGGAUAUGUCCUGAAUAAACUGCCUUUCGAACAAAGUGAUGAAAAGGAAGGUUCCUGAAAAGUAUGGUCUAUAGGAAAUAUGAAAUUCUGGUAAUGCCAUAUUUAGCUUAUGACAAUUGUGUCUCAGUGACGUAAGUUGUGAUGAAGGUAAAAACAAAAUUGUUGUUUAGCCAACUCUGGAAAUUGCCAAUACAAGCAAAUUUAUUUCAUUUCCAAUUAGACAAUCGUGAUGCAAAAUUUUUGACCCGUAGUGAUGUAAUAAUUUUGUGAUCAGGGCGCAAAUAUCAUUUCCAUCUUUAAUCUGAUACAAAAUCAAAUGUCUUCAAAUAUUGACCUCAUUUAUUGAUUUUGAAAAAUGCAACACGAAUGCAAUAUACUAAUUUUAAGAAGUACUUGAAAAAUUAUUGUCUCGUUCGGGAAGUGACAAUGAGGGGGUGUCUUAAAUGUGUAAAGGGAGGCGGGGCAAUCGUGUGCGCACGCUAGAGAGGGAGAGAGAGAGAGAGAGGGAGGGAGAGAGAGAGAACCAAACUGGCAUUAACGUUUUGAAUAUUUUGAUUUCCCAAUACAAUUAACACAAGAUCCUCCUUGCCAUUUUAAUUCGUUUUAGGUUUCACAAAAACAUGAUUUGAUGUUUCUUUGAAUUAAAACUUACAAUAAAACAAAAGUAUGAAUACGUUA